Molecule: messenger RNA, 1177 nt
Organism: Cuscuta epithymum
Lineage: Eukaryota; Viridiplantae; Streptophyta; Magnoliopsida; Solanales; Convolvulaceae
Source: the annotation of a GenBank genome assembly
UAUCGGAAUUAAAAUUCUCUCAAAAUCUUUCUACCACUUGAGGCGGGAUUGCGGCAAGGAAGUUAAGCUCUAUCAUCUUCUUCUUUUGGUUGCUCGGGUAAGCUCCAGAGCCAUUUCCCGAAAUUCCUAAAAGAAGAAGCAUGGUGGUAGCAGACCCAGAGAUCGUGAUGAUGGCGAUAAGAUCAGCGAGGCCAGAUUUUCGCAGUCACAGAGACAAGGUUGCCUUCGCUGUGCACGCUACUUUCAUGGCUUCGGGUUUCUAUCUUAACGCCACCGGCCCCCCUGCUUUCGACAUGGACACCUUCUCCUCCCCCUCAACCUCCGAUGAGGUAGGUAUCGAUAAUUGGAACUUCUACGAUCGCCAGUAUGCAUUUGUGUAUUCAAAUUCAAAUCCGGAUGGAAGGCGAAACAGAGUGAUAGCUCUUUGUCUUGCAAGGGGUGCAAGGGGUCGUAGGAUGCUGGUUUUUUCAAUGAGGAAUGGCGACAGCACACUUUAUGAACUCGAACUGAAUGUUAAUACCUAUGUUCAGCAAGGAGACAACAAUUACCCCUCAAAGUAUAAGAAUUUCGUGGAGCUGGUGCAGCUAAUUGAACAAGGGGUGGUGAGAUACCAUGACUUAUCAUUAUCAACUAAUCAGUCAAGGCAUUUAGCAUUUCCAUCUAACCGCCAUGGCAUUUUCCGCGCACGCAAUGCUACUGAAAUCUUUCAUCAGCGCAUUCCCAGAUACUUGGCUCCUCCAUUUCCUGCCACUGGGGAAAUGUACAUUUCUUAUAGACUUCUUUUACCCAGUUAUUAUAUGUAUAGACUUCCCGGUAGGAGAGGUUUUGGCAUUUCCCCGGGACCUUAUGUUUCUGUGUUUUACAUGCACAGCCUUCACAGUUACAUCACUUACAUGGCUCUACCGGUUCCUGUAAGUUGGGGAACAUACACUUUCUACUAUUGGACAUGGUACUGGAGAUUUGACUUUCCAGGAAUAAUGAGGAUGUAGGGGAGAGGAGAAAAGUUAUAGGAUCAUAACGCCUGACCGCCGUGACCGGACCUCAAAAUUUACAUAUAAACUGUUAAUUUCAAAGGCUCUAAUUGUAUAUACUAGGGUGAUGUGGUGUGCUUUGGAAGUUUGAACUAAUAAAUAUCAAAUGUUUAUGCGUUGAGCUUCCACAAUGAAAUCAAAUAACA